This is a messenger RNA of Chelonia mydas (Green sea turtle), 2075 nucleotides long. It is a transcript of the gene GSTZ1, whose product is annotated as glutathione S-transferase zeta 1. The record is from RefSeq and is a predicted model, not a curated record. The coding region runs from base 186 to 842 and encodes 218 amino acids. Gene Ontology annotation, cellular component: cytoplasm; mitochondrion. Lineage: Eukaryota; Metazoa; Chordata; Testudines; Cheloniidae. The transcript is spliced from 10 exons. Gene Ontology annotation, biological process: glutathione metabolic process; L-phenylalanine catabolic process. Gene Ontology annotation, molecular function: maleylacetoacetate isomerase activity; glutathione transferase activity.
CCGCGCACAGCAUCAAGGGAAAGGGAGUCCGGGCCGCAGGGCAUGGCGGGAAGCGGAGUUUGGUUCCCUCGCCGGGCAUGGUGGGAGAUGUAGUUCCUGGCGCCGGAGGCCGAAGCGUCACCGCGGCUCAGAGGCGGAGAGACAGAACAGAGCGAGACAGAACAGAGCGGUGCUGAAAGUGCAAGAUGAGUGCUGCCUUAGUGAAGCCAGUUCUUUAUAGUUAUUUCCGAAGUUCCUGCUCCUGGAGAGUGAGAAUUGCACUGGCUCUGAAGGGAAUCGCCUAUGAUCAGGAACCAGUGAACCUCCUGAAGGAUGGAGGACAGCAGUUUUCUACUGAAUUCCAGGUAGUAAAUCCAAUGCAGCAGGUCCCAGCCUUGAAAAUCGAUGGCAUCACCUUGUCUCAGUCGCUGGCCAUAAUUCAGUACCUGGAAGAGACCCGGCCUAACCCCAGGCUGCUGCCUCAAGAUCUGAAGAAGAGAGCCCAAGCCCGCAUGAUUUCGGAUCACAUUGUUUCUGGCAUUCAGCCCCUGCAGAACCUGAGUUUCCUGAAACAAGUGGGAGGGGAGAAGAAGCUGGAAUGGGCUCAAGGCUCUAUCGCACGUGGUUUCCAAGCUCUGGAGCAGAUCCUGCAGCACACAGCUGGGCGCUAUUGCAUUGGGGAUGAGGUUUCCAUAGCUGACUUGUGCUUGGUCCCUCAGGUUUACAAUGCUGAGAGAUUUAAAGUGGACCUGGCUCCAUACCCCACGAUAACCAGAAUCAAUAAAGCCCUUCUGGAGCUAGAGGCAUUCCAAGUGAGCCACCCAUGCCGGCAGCCCGAUACCCCCGCAGGGCUGCGAGCCUAAGGCCUUCCUACAAGCGGGCUCUGUUCCUCUCUAAAGCAUGAGGGCAGGGGUGGCAGAGAAAUGGAUCACACCCUGCUGGAAAAGGAAAGCCACACUCAAGUGCCCAGCAGGCACCCAUAGCACUGAUGCAUCCUUGCCAGCUGCAUAGGAGAAAGAGAGCGAGCACCACUGCCCCUUUACUCUGAAAGUAGCUAUGCGUGGCCCAUUGCAGACCUGAGUACGGUAGGGAAAGAUGAUGCUUACCCCAAUCAAUGUUUAACUACCUUCAGUCUCACCAUGCAGCAGAUUAAAGGAGAAACAUCAAUAGCUAUCUUGAGCGCUGCAUUUGUGUGGCUUUGGACCCAGGAAUGGGCUUGCUGAAGAUAUCUUAACUCUUUUAUUGUGGAGGGUGAGGGCAAUACCCUUUAACAGGAAAUGUUCAUAGCAAGAUUGAGUUGUACCUAUGGGACAAGGCCAGCUUGAGGAUGCCUCACUUUCACCAGCCAUGGAAGAAUAUCAAAGAACCACUCAGCGCAUAGAGUAAAACUAGGCCAUUAACACACUAGGCCUGAUUGUCCUAGCACCACACCACAAUUACAGUAACCCCAUUGACUUCAGUAAAUACCAAUUUACAUGGGUGUAAGUGCAAGGAAGAUCAGGCCCGCCCUCUCGUCCUGCAAACAUAAUGAGCGCUAGACCCAAACCCUGGGUCUCUCUGCUCUUGAAGGGAACAACUGACAGCUACACUACACCAUGCCUGCCAUGCCAGCAUGAAGGAGAUUAGUUGUCCCAGGCUUCUGGGUGAUCUAUAUGUCUUCCCUUCACCAAGCAGCAACCUGGGAGAACUAGUCUCCCUCACUGCUGGCAUAGCAGCCAGCUCUCCCCUUAGCCAAAGAUGACAACGUUCUCUUCCCCAUCCCCAGAUGGCAUGCCACUUACACCCAGACAUCACACAGCAUCAGACACUUUUCAGCCACUUGUAGAAAGCCAGUCACUCACUUUCUAGCAAUACUGUCCCCCUUCCUUCCCAAGGGGAGAUUUCUGGGUGGUAAAUUCUCAUUCAUUCCAAGCCAGAAGAACCCCAUUCCUGGAUGGCAGAGAGGAACUGCCAAGUUGCAGCUGAGAUCGAGCCAGCUUUGGUGGGUGACUCACAUCCCCACUUUACAACCCUCUCUUCAGAGGCUGCAGCAACCCCCUCUUCUCACCCAGCUAAGAGUGAAUAUAUGGGGUCACCUUCAUUUCUAUGCCAAUAGC